AUCUUCGUACUACUUAAUAUGAUAGACUAUCUCAGAUAGCUAAAAAGAUAGUGUUAUUGUACGUGUACUGUACACGUACACGUAGUCAUCGUAGAAAAAGAGCCGAUCAUUAACCGGGUGACCACCUUCUGGUCUGCGUAGAGUACAACGCUGUACUGAGCUACUGACGUCUCUUCAGCAAGUACAACCCGUUCUGCUGGCUCGUCGUUUCUUAUUUAUGUGCUGCUUCGACUCGACACCUCGAUUCCGUAUUUUCUUCGUCGUGCUCGAAGGACGAUCGUGUACGGAUGGGUGUUCUUCGUAAUUCGCCCAGUACUUGGGCAAACUACUGUAAAUCCAAGACUUACCAGCGCAGUGCCUUGAACCACCGAUAACUGAUGUACUCCCUGCUGCAGCAGGCACAAAAUAGCCCCCGCAUAUCUGCCCUUAAAAUAGGUCUGCGUGUUCUUGGUGGGUCCUGUGCCUUUCGCGCUUUUCUGCUUGCUAUCGCCGAUUUGUCGAGCAUUGCCUGCGAAAACUUCUUCCACCGAAGCGAAGUCAGUGUGACCGCUGCGAAGCGUCGCAUCAUCGAUUUGCUAGCUGCGAUCACAUCAAAUUUGCACAUCUCUAUGGAAAGACUGCAUUUAGGAGACUGGAGGGAUGUUGAUCCCGAGUGGAGAGAACUGCACAUGUUCUCUUCCCUGCUUUUCGUAUCAGUAGAAUCGAAAAUGAAAUACAAUAUUUCACCAUUCAUAGCACAAGCAGCAGGAGUUCUUUUGCCACAUGUGAGAAGAAAAAUCGUUUCAAAGUCCUUAGAUGUUGCUGGUUUACUGGGCAGUAAUCAUGAUCAUGAUAAUUUGAAUGAAAAUAUCGAUUCUUUUAUCUCUGACCUUCGCCAAGGUGAAAUACACUCACGUGGACACGAACCUUUUCAGAAAGUGUUUUUCUACGGCACUUCCUGUCGGCUAUCUUCUUCUUGCACUGCAGAUGUGAAAAACAGAGAAUGCUUAGUUUCAUUGCACAGUUCUAAGCGUACAUGGUAUAUUGGGGAGGAUAAAUUUGGCAGUCUCCAAUCUUUGCUUCCUCCGGGCUCGCUUUCGAACACUACAAACUUGCUUUGUGGUCAGGUGCACCACCUAUGCAGAAACCCUUCUCUUCUUGAUUUUUUUCGCUCGUACAUGCCCAAGUGCACUGAAAAUGCCGGAGCUCCAGUUUUAAUCUCUGGAGCUGUGUCUCACUGGCCAGCGCUAUGUCGCUGGCGAAACUCUGAUUAUCUCACAGCUAUGGCAGGUUUGCGAACAGUGCCUGUUGAGUUGGGAAUGCACUAUCUUCAUGCGAAUUGGACACAGAAGCUCAUGUCACUGUCGUCUUAUUUAGAUAGGUACAUCCGACCUUUGCAACCACAAGAUGCUGUAAAAAGCAAUACAUUUGACAGUAUUGUUGUGAAUGGCUCACAACCUAAGCUUAGAUUCCCACAUGUGCAUCAGGACAAGUCCUUAAAAUACAGUUACAGCGCGAUCCGCCCAGGCAGUUGCACAGGGUAUCUUGCACAGCACCCUCUUUUUAAUCAAGUCCCAACACUUCUGAAUGAUUUAGAUCUUCCUGACUACUGCUCCUUAACGCAUCGGUGGAAUACAUCUGAAGAAGGUAUCAAAUCAAUCAAUGCGUGGCUUGGACCUGCAGGUACUGUGAGUCCACUUCACAAGGAUCCAUACCAUAAUUUGCUUUCUCAGGUUGUUGGGCUAAAAUACAUCCGAAUGUAUGCUCCUGAAAGAGCACAAACUCUGUAUCUUCACCCGGACUACAAGCUACGAAACUCCAGCUUUGUUGACAUGCAAUCAGGAGCAGCUAAUCUGACAGUGAAGUUUCCUAGUUUUGUUUCAACACCUUUUGUCGACUGUGUAUUGGAACCUGGUGACAUGAUAUAUAUUCCAGCUAAUUGGUAUCACUCUGUACACUCUCUGUCAAGUUCGUUCUCAGUAUCGAUCUGGUGGCACUGACUAGAACAGUGCGAAAUGCCUCGUUUCGACUUGAUGAUGUUCCAUUUGUACUCUGUUGGAUUCAGUAUACAGUAGCACUUUCGAAGAGAGUCUGCGGUCAAAAAGUGUUGAACCAUAAUUUUCACCGAUCAAAGAAAUUGAGCCUAGGGCCCAGGCUUCAAAUGUUGAAAUUUUCAGGGAUAAGUGGUUGUCUCUGGUACAGGAUUUUGGUCACGGUCUGGACAGUGUCUGGACUAAAGUACCUUCGUACACAGCUACACAGUUUAUUACACGUGUAGUUGUACAGUACGUGUACAGUAUCUAACUAUCUACCUUCGUACGAAGGUAUCUUCGAAGAUACUAAGAAUACUUUCGUACGAAGACAACUUACUUUCGUACGAAGAUAAAAGUACACGUACGUGUGUACGUGUACACGUACACGUACAACGUUCAAUCAACUAUCUUCGGUAUUCCAUCUUCAUAGCACUCUACACGUACUGUACGUGUACAGUACACGUACAUACUACAACGCGUUUAUUGUACGAAGGGCGCGCGCGCGCGCGCGCAAACCGAACUAAUUGCCCAUAGAUGAAUUUCCCCGUACAAUACGAAAAUCACGCCUU
Molecule: messenger RNA, 2581 nt
Organism: Micromonas pusilla CCMP1545
Lineage: Eukaryota; Viridiplantae; Chlorophyta; Mamiellophyceae; Mamiellales; Mamiellaceae
Exons: 2
Coding region: 378-1979 (533 amino acids)
Cellular component (GO): nucleus
Molecular function (GO): histone H3K36 demethylase activity
Source: RefSeq, a predicted model, not a curated record